CUGCCUUGUAAACACACUCCGCCACUGCUACCAACCAACGCUUCAAUAUAUUUUUUCUGCUAUAUAUAAUGUAUAUCACUGUAUCAAGCAUUGUUUACAUAAAUAUUAGCCACACAAUAUUUUUCAUUAUAGAAAUGUACCUAAAAUGCAUGAAUUUUUCGGUUUUCAACGUUUGUUUGAUUUGCAGUAGUAUCAACAAUGUAAGGAAGGAAGGAUAGCCUUGAGGGGGAGGAGAAGAGAGCGAAUGCUAAUACCACAAACGGAAGCACACUCUCUAGAGACGCUACGACGAAAGAGGCAGGAAGUUGACUGAUAAUCCCGCCGUAAGAAGCGAUACACAGCGUAGGUCAAAAGAAGGCGGCUCCAGGUACAGCAGCUGCUCCUCGCAUUGUCACAGCCAUUUCUUCCUAGGGAAUGAAACCAUGUUUGGCGACCAGAUGUUCCAAUGGUUACAGUGGCAAUGGAAAGAAAUGGAUGCCCAACAAGAGGUCCUAGAAAGGAAGUACAUGCGACGGAGCCGGCGAGUUGUUCCAGACCGCAUGAACCCGUUUGUUGCCAUGAGUGAUGAUGAGUUUGUUAACCGAUUCCGGUUAAAGAAAGAAUCAGUGAACUCAAUCAUUCAAGAAAUUCAACAUGGUCUUCCUGUUGCCAAUGACAGAAGAGGUAACCCUGUGCCACCACAUCUGCAGGUCCUGAUUACUCUAGCCUGCAUGGCAAGUGGAAGCCAUCAAGCAGUGAUUGGAGACUGUUAUGAUGUUUCCCAAGCCAGAGUGAGUCAGUGUUUGUCUAGAGUUGCUAGAGCCAUUGCAUUUCUUAGCAACAGAUAUAUACAGUAUCCAGCUAGAAAUAUGCUGUUUAAAGUAAUGAAUGAUUUUCAGGCAAUUGCUGGAAUGCCUGAUGUUGUUGGCUGUAUAGACUGCACCCAUAUUAAAAUUCUAAGGCCAUCGCGUGAUGAUUCUGAGCUGUUCCAAUGUAGGGAAGGUUUUUUCUCUUUAAAUAUUCAAGCCAUUUGUGGUCCUGAUCUUGUUUUUUAUAAUAUAGUGUCAAGGUGGCCUGGCAGUGUCCAUGACAGUAAGAUUUUUGAAAACAGUAGAAUUUACAAUGAGUUACAAGAUGGCCUAUUGCAUGGUCAUCUCUUGGGUGACAGUGGCUACCACUGUAGUAAGUACCUCCUAACUCCACUAAUGAACCCUAAUGGGCCCCAUGAAGAAGCCUACAACAGAAGCCACAUCAAAACUAGAAAUACAAUUGAGAGGGCAUUUGGGGUGCUUAAGCGUCGCUUUUGCUACCUUGGCACAACCAUGAGAACGAACUUGGACACUACCAAAGCCAUCAUCGUUGCUUCAGCAGUCCUUCACAAUAUUGCAAUUCACACUAAGCUUGAUAUGGAAGAGGAAGUUAGGGAUGUGCAUGCAGACAUGCAACAUGAAAAUAUUAAUGUUCCUGAUAAUGACCCUGCUAUGCAAAAUAAUAAUGCAGCUCUGCAGGGUCGUCUUAAACGUGAGCAAAUUAUCAGGGACUAUUUUUAAGAACUUUGCGUGGCAGGCUACCUAGAACUGGCUUCCUCUCACUACCUUCAACCCUUUUAUAGCUCUCAUUAUAUUAGGUGUGUAUAUGCCUGUUUUCAUUUGUAUGUGGGUUCAUAGCUGACUGUAAAUAGGUAUCAUCAUCAUCAUCAUCAUCAUUUUGUUUAACGUCCGUUUUCGUUCUUCCUGAGCAGUUGGACGCUUUAUGGCUCUCCUCCAUUCUAACUGUAAAUAGGUAUCUAUUGCCUAACUUGUACAGGUGAUGGUAAUAAAGAAAAUAACUGGU
Molecule: messenger RNA, 1812 nt
Organism: Eriocheir sinensis (Chinese mitten crab)
Lineage: Eukaryota; Metazoa; Arthropoda; Malacostraca; Decapoda; Varunidae
Product: putative nuclease HARBI1
Exons: 3
Coding region: 423-1529 (368 amino acids)
Source: RefSeq, a predicted model, not a curated record